AUGGGUGCCAAAAAUAAGAAGCGAGUGGUACUUCCAAGUCGACCAGAUCCGCCCACUGUGGAGCAAAUUCUUGAGGACAUCAACAGAGCCUUUUCGAAUGAUCCAGUCUUCAACGUCCUGGAAGAUGGCAACCAAGAUACCAAGAGGGGGUCCUCAGACAAUGAAGCAGAGACAAAGUACCUUCAGAGCCGCAGGUACUUGGAGAUGAAUGAGCGGCUUCAGGAGGUUAGAGGUGAACUUGUGCAGCAGAGGGAGGAACUGUGGGUGGCCAAAGAGCAGUUGGAGAAGAGUGUGGCCGGGGUCAAAGGGAGAGCCCUCUGA
This is a messenger RNA of Oncorhynchus kisutch (coho salmon), 321 nucleotides long. It is a transcript of the gene lg13h19orf25, whose product is annotated as linkage group 13 C19orf25 homolog. The transcript has 2 exons. The record is from RefSeq and is a predicted model, not a curated record. Lineage: Eukaryota; Metazoa; Chordata; Actinopteri; Salmoniformes; Salmonidae. The coding region runs from base 1 to 321 and encodes 106 amino acids.